This is a messenger RNA of Ceutorhynchus assimilis (cabbage seed weevil), 484 nucleotides long. NCBI's taxonomy places the organism in Eukaryota, Metazoa, Arthropoda, Insecta, Coleoptera, Curculionidae. The record is from the annotation of a GenBank genome assembly.
GCAAAAUGGAAAGACCAAAAAUAGCAGAAAGCCCCUUAGAACUGCUAGACACCCCCGGAAUCGAGCCGGGCUUAAUUAAUCAAUAUUUCGGUCCAGUAGCUUUUGGAACUCUAGGUUUGACGACUUCGGUUUUGGCACAUUGGGUUACCAAAAGACCCAUUUGGAGCGGUCUGCAAAUCCAUGUCGCCUCCACCGCUCUCGGCGCCUAUAUCGGACAUUACAUGGAGAAAAGGAGGAACGCAAAAAUGGCAGUCCGAGACGCUAUAUUCCGUGAUUAUAUUCGGCUGCACCCCGAUGAAUUUCCACCUUACGAAAGAAAACAAUAUAAGGAUAUAUUUGAAAAAUGGAUACCGAUCCGUUAGGAGGCGAAUAUUGUUGUUAAAUAAUUGAUUAAGAAUAAAUAGUUUGUUUAGAUGACUUUAUCUUAAACUCACCUACUUAUUCUUAGUAAAUGUCUUCUUGACUUAUGUUGUCUUGAUCAUUG